Lytechinus pictus (painted urchin) is the source of this 12206-nucleotide messenger RNA. RefSeq names its product E3 ubiquitin-protein ligase TRIP12-like. NCBI's taxonomy places the organism in Eukaryota, Metazoa, Echinodermata, Echinoidea, Temnopleuroida, Toxopneustidae. Gene Ontology annotation, biological process: protein polyubiquitination; DNA damage response; proteasome-mediated ubiquitin-dependent protein catabolic process. The transcript is spliced from 42 exons. The record is from RefSeq and is a predicted model, not a curated record. Gene Ontology annotation, molecular function: zinc ion binding; ubiquitin protein ligase activity. The coding region runs from base 211 to 6900 and encodes 2229 amino acids. Gene Ontology annotation, cellular component: nuclear speck.
CACAAUUGCAAAGAUGCGAUGGAUACAGACUCCAGAGGGCAGGCUAUUAUUUUCGAGGUUUCCGUAGACAAUCAAUCAAUGAGAUCUGGAAGCUGGAAUUGUUCUGCAGAUAUGCCUCUGUCCAUUAUUCGACUGAGUACAUAGAGGAGAUAUCAUUUGCCUGAGCUGAGGAGCCUUUGGGAAUGUCUCUUCCCAGGACCGGUGCCUAUUAUGGCCGACCAGAGCCCUAGCUGCCACCAAUUAGGGGGGUCCAAACACCGACGAUCAAUGCGAGGUGCUGCUGCUGCUGCUGCUACUACUACCACGUCCACCACAAGCAACGCUGUCACCUCCUCGACCGCUGGGUCUUCGGCAGCUGGUCUUGUCCAAGACUUGUCCAAACAUCAGAAGAAUCAAGUUUCCUCGAGACAGGAGACCUGCAUCAAAUCUAGCAAGAAGCAAAGUAUCACAAGUGCAAGCAAAAGGAAAGCUUCUACUGAGGGCCACGGAGCCCCUCCAUCAAAGGUAUCAACUACCCUGUUAGAUGCAUCAAAUGCUGACGGUAGCAGUGGUGCCCAUCUUAUCAAGAACAAUAAACACAAACACGAGGUGUGCAUUCCAGUCACCACCCUCAAAAGCAAACGUCACAACCUCUUGAAGAAAUCCAAAAAGACUGUUGAGCUUUCGAAGCGCAACCUGUUGCAGAGCGAGGACUCUAAUCAGAACAGCGUCAGUGGCAACGAGAGCGCAAACUCGCGGGACUCGAAGCAGCGCAGACGCGGGAGCACGUCUUCCGCUUCAUCAGCGUGGUCUUCUCUUUCUGGAGGAUCAAGUCAUUUUAGUUUAUCAGACUCAACAGGCAGCGUCUGUUUCGCGGGGAGUUCUUUAGCAAGCGCAGCCCUUCCCACAGGGGAGCCAGAGGGUUCUGGACCUAGCUCCUCAGAUAAUUCAAAACGUGGCCGUGUGAAUAUAAAUAUUACAUCACGUUCCUUACGCUCAUACUCUAGGAAUCACCCUUACCAAUUUGAGGCCUUGGACUACUACGCCCCACGCCGACUAGGUCUCAGGACUACCACCACCCUUUCCACUUCCUUUACCAAGUCAGAAGAACCAAAAGUGAACAGUGUUACCUUUGGUGGAGCUCAAGCCAAAGCGAACGAUCUGACCACCACAAGUGCUAGCAAAGACAAAAGCCUUACGCCAAGCGACCAAGCAGGGCCGAAGAAGGCGAAAGGGACGGUCUCUAAAACCCCAAUAAACAAAGCCCCUGUGCAAGCGGCACAAGCCAAGAGGAAAAGCAAUAAGAAACUUGCCAAGUCUGCUUCUACAAAGCAAUCUUCAUCAGGUUCCGCAUCACCGCCAAAGAGACGACAGAGUAGCAACCACAAAGCAACUAUCAAAGGGAAGGGAAAGGGCCGGUCAUCGACCGCUCGCUCCGAUUCUCUCCGUCAGAGGUCAACAGAAACCACCACGGGAACGUGUGCAAGUACAAGGAGCCGGCGCAGCUCGGGCAUGAGUAAGCGAGGGCCAGGGGGCUCUGGCCGACAGGAAGGCAGAACCGGAGGAAGGGAUGCUAACACUGACGCCAACCCAACCAAUGCUCCUACCGCAUCUGACGAAUCAGCACAGGGAGCCACUGCUGCAGGAUCCAGUACGGGGGCCUCGGCCUUAGCCGCCGGCAGCAAAGGCGACGCUGACGAGUCUGAAGUUACAAGACUACAAGCUCUCCUAGAGUCCCGAGGAGUGCCUCCCCAUCUCUUUAAUGCUCUUGGUCCUCGCAUGCACCAACUACUACAACGCAGCAUGGGAUCCGGAGCUAGUACCAAAGCUCACCAGCUAUUAUCAGGUCUGCAGGCCAUGGGGGAUGAAAGCCAACAACUCCAGGCCGUGAUUGAGAUGUGUCAGCUAUUAGUCAUGGGUAACGAGGAUACACUAGGGGGGUUCCCCGUCAAGCAGGUGGUACCCGCCCUCAUAAGCUUACUCUCGAUGGAACAUAACUUUGAUAUUAUGAACCAUGCGUGCCGUGCAUUGACGUACAUGAUGGAGGCUUUACCACGGUCAUCUUCGGUUGUCAUGGAUGCUAUACCAGUAUUCCUCGAGAAACUUCAAGUAAUCCAGUGUAUGGAUGUAGCUGAGCAGUCAUUAACCGCUCUUGAGAUGCUUUCAAGAAGGCAUAGCAAAGCCAUUCUCCAAGCAGGUGGACUCUGCGCAUGCCUCCUGUACAUUGAGUUCUUCUCCAUAACAGCCCAGCGAAAUGCCUUGGCUGUAGCAGCAAACUGUUGCCAGAGCAUGGGGCCUGAUGAGUUUCAUCUGGUGGCUAACUCGUUACCUCUGCUGUCCGGGAGGCUACAGCACCAGGAUAAGAAGUCAGUGGAGAGCUGUUGCCUGUGCUUUGCCCGUCUGGUAGAUAAUUAUCAGAAUGAUGAGAAACUUCUCUUGCUUAUAGCAGAACAUGGACUGCUUACCAAUCUGCAACAACUGUUGGUCGUUACACCCCCCAUCAUCAGCACGGGGACGUUCAUCAUGGUCAUUCGGAUGCUAUCACUCAUGUGUGCAAACUGCCCGAGCCUCGCUGUUCAGCUCCUUAAACAAAAUAUUGCAGAAACGAUAAGUUACCUUCUGAUUGGCGCUUCAGACUCUUCAAAUCUAGAUAUUGAGCUUGUAUCAAGAAGCCCCCAGGAAUUAUAUGAAAUAACCUCUCUCAUCAGUGAGCUGAUGCCAAGACUCCCCCGUGAUGGGUUGUUCUCUGUCGAUGCCUACCUCAAGAAGGUACCCAAUCUGAUUACUGAGGCUGCCCUCUGGCAGUGGAGAGACGAUAGGGGGAUGUGGCAUCCUUAUACACGCAUUGAUAACAGGAUCGUUGAGGCCGCCCACCAAGCAGGAGAAGAUGAAGUGACUCUAUCUACUUUGGGACGAACCUACACAAUAGAUUUCAAUGCGAUGCAGCAGAUUAAUGAAGAUACCGGUACUGCUAGACCGGUCCAGAGAAGACCUAAUCCUGCAGCCGGAACUGGCUCAUCUUCUGCUUCAUCAGUGACUGCUCCUAAGGAAGAUGCUAGAGUGGUGUUCAUGAAGGAGGACGGUGAGCAGUCAGCCGCAUUCAUCAAAUCACUCUUUGCCGUUCUAUAUGAAGUCUACAGCUCAUCGGCUGGACCUGCAGUCAGGCAUAAGUGUUUGAAGGCCUUACUAAGAAUGGUGUUCUUUGGAAAACCAGAUCUUCUGAAAGAUAUGCUGAAGAAUCAUGCUGUAUCCAGUCACAUAGCAGCGAUGCUAUCAUCACAAGAUCUCAAGGUUGUUGUAGGUGCCCUUCAGAUGUCUGAGAUACUGAUGCAGAAGCUCCCAGAUAUCUUCCACAUCUACUUCCGAAGAGAAGGUGUGAUGCAUCAAGUGAAGAACCUUGCCGAGGCUACCAUCACGGCUGACAGUUCCCCUCCAGUCAAAGACAAGUUCUCGGCCUCCAAGGUCACAGCUUCGGAUCCCUCCUCGUCAUCGUCGUCAUCCACCCCAGCAUCGUCUGCCUCCUCCGCAUCAUCGGCGUCGUCCUCUGCAUCAUCCACACAUACCCCGUCACCCAGGGAUACAAUCAAUAUCAAUGUGGGCUUGGAUUCUGAUGGUGUGCCUCAAGGACGUCUCAGCGAUGCCUUGAAGCUGAAGCGUGCCACGAAGCGAGGUCCUGGUCGAAAGAGUAACCGCUACGCUAGCAACGACGACACGCCAUCCCAUGGAGGUCACGGCCACCAUUAUGAUGCUAUCGAUACACCACCUGGUAGACUGAGCGCAGUAUCGGUGCCAAUGCCUCCUUCAUCAAGAGCUGUAGGGGGCAGCAGUGGGGGCAGGACAGGGGUCAGCAAGGGCAAAGGAUCCACAGGCAAGAUGGUCAGUGGCUCCACCUCCUCACGUUCUUCCUUCCUAGCCAGCCUCAACCUCUCCCGCUGGGGCAGGGGUGCGUCCAACUCCCCGUCCUCGACCAACACCACCCAAAGCAAUACGGCCAUGGGCAGCGACCACCACCACCACCACCAUCACCACCACCACCUGCACACCGCUGCGGGCCGGGAGAUGGGUCUGCAGAGGGGCGGAGCCGGGAUGGGGUACGGGUCGGAUAGGAUACUGGGACAUGGGAGUGAGACCCUGCUAGGGGUGCAGAAGGAUGCCAGCGGGUCGCAGAAGGAGAAGGUUCGAGCGUGGAUCAAGGAACAAGCCUCUCAAUUUAUUAGUCAGUACUUCAGCCAAACAGAUCACCAAGGGGAGUCACACCCGGCUCUCACGUUACUCAAUCAGCUCUGUACUAACGCAGACAAACUUACACUAAAGGAUGAUGAAGGAAGUGAAAUGCUUGAGAGCAUCGCUCACAUUCUCACCAAUUCUGAUAUAUCUGCCUUUGAGAUCCUCCACAGUGGUCUAGUGGUCAAGCUCUUAGAAUACAUGACCAACAAGAGUGACCACAAUCCCGUUUCAAGGGACCUGAGGCUGCAACGCUUUCUACAUAUAUUCCUGCAAUGUCCAGCUCCGGGCAGUCCUCCAUUCACAUCGCUGGAGAUCCCCGAGAAUCCGCCUUUCACAUCGCUCGUCUCCAAGAUCAACGGCUGCAUCAACCAUCUGGAGCAGUUCCCGGUCAAAGUUCACGACCUGCCCGGCGCCGGGGGGUCGUCCGGCGGAACCAGGGGGUCGCAAGCCCUCAAGUUCUUCAACACACACCAGCUGAAGUGCCAGCUGCAGAGACACCCCGACUGUGCCAACCUGAGACAGUGGAGGGGUGGACCGGUCAAGAUUGACCCUCUGGCCUUGGUGCAGGCCAUUGAGAGGUAUCUCAUGGUCAGGAACUAUGGACGGAUGAGACAGGAUGACGAGGAUAGUGACGAUGACGCAUCCGAUGAUGAGAUCGAUGAAUCGGUUGCAACGGCUUUCUCAAGCUCCAACACCAACAUCAAGCACAAGCUUCAGUUCUUGAUCGGAGAGCAAGUUCUUCCGUAUAACAUGACGGUCUACCAGGCAAUCAAGCAGUUUGGUAGCGCAGCCAGUGCAUCAGAGGAAGACAGAGAUACGGAUGAUGAGAGUAACCCGUUAGGACGGGCUGGUAUCUGGAUCAAAACGCAUACUAUAUGGUACCAUCCUGUCCCGGAGGCUGGCUCAAUAUCCACUCAAAAGUCGUCGUCAUCAAAUAGCAGUACAACUACCACCACAACCACCACUAGGAAAGGCAAGGGAGGAAGCUCUUCUAAAUCAUCUUCUAAAGGAAGAAAACAUGAUGAAUUAUGGAUGGAUGGUGUGUGUCCAGUAAUACAGAAAGAACUUGAUAAGUACCUACAUUGUAAUCUACCUGGUUCCGUCCCUAUCGAAGACCCUUCAUGUGCAGCUAUCACUCUUCUAAGAGUUCUCUAUGGUCUGAGUAGACAUUGGAAUAAUCUAUACCCGGGAGCUUUACCGCAGCAGGCGUUAGGUAGCAGUGAGUUUGUGAACAGCAAGCUAUCAGCGAAGGCUAACAGACAGUUACAGGAUCCCUUGGUGAUCAUGACUGGGAACCUACCGUCUUGGCUUAACGCGGUCGCACAGGCAUGCCCAUUCCUACUGCCGUUCGACACUCGUCAGCUUCUGUUCUACACCACGGCGUUUGAUCGCGAUAGAGCCAUGCAAAGACUGCAAGACAACAAUCCAGACAUGUCAACGUCCGAAAACAGCGAACGGGUCGCUCCUAGACUGGACAGGAGGAAAAGAAGCGUAUCGAGAGCAGAUUUGUUGCGACAAGCCGAGUCCGUCAUGGAGGACCUAGCAAACUCAAGAGCGGUCCUUGAAAUACAGUACGAGGAUGAGGUUGGUACUGGUCUAGGCCCCACCCUCGAGUUCUAUGCCUUGGUAUCGAGAGAGGUACAGCGAGCUGAUCUUGAUCUGUGGAGAGGAGAUUCUGUUCUUUUACCAGACCCUAAAGGCAAGCAAGCUGGAGUGAAGUACAUCCACUCGCCCCAUGGCCUCUUCCCGUCACCAAUAGGACGCAAUGCCAAGGCUUCAGCAGUAGCCAAGAUUAAGUCCAAGUUUACCUUCAUGGGACGAUUCAUUGCAAAGGCGCUUAUGGAUUCUAGAAUGAUUGACAUUCCACUCAGCCUGCCAUUCUACAAGUGGCUCUUGGGACAGGAGGCUACGUUGACCUCGGCCGACCUGCAGUACAUCGACCGUACCUUGGCCCGAUCCUUCCAGCAGCUUGAAGAGCUUGGCCAACAGAAACAGAGGCUGGUUGAUGACCCCUCCCAGACCGCUGCCAGUCUACAGCUAGCCCUAGAGUCACUGAGUAUAGACGGUAGCCCAGUGGAAGAGCUUGGACUAGACUUCACUCUACCCGGUUACCCCAAUAUAGAACUUAAGAAAGGAGGCAAGGAUAUCGAUGUCACCAUUCAUAAUCUGGAUGAGUACCUCAAGCUUGUUGUACGUUGGACCCUGAAUGAAGGCGUAUCGAGGCAGUUUGAGGCCCUUAAAGAUGGUUUCCAAUCGGUGUUUCCUCUCUCUCAUCUACAAAGCUUCUACGGUGAAGAGUUGGAUCAGCUUUUCUGUGGAAAUCGAAGUGAACCAUGGGACAUCAAGACCUUAAUAGAAUGCUGCAGGCCUGAUCAUGGCUAUACACACGAUAGUCGUGGCGUGAAGCUAUUAUUUGAGCUGAUGGCAUCGUAUACAGAUGGCCAACAGAGGGAGUUUCUUCAGUUCGUCACUGGCAGCCCCAAGCUCCCUGUAGGAGGUUUCAGGUCCUUGAAUCCUCCUCUCACAAUCGUCAGGAAGAUGUUCGAAGGCUCCGAGGACCCGGAUAAAUUCCUUCCCUCGGUGAUGACAUGUGUGAACUACCUAAAGCUACCCGACUAUAGCUCCAGAGAAGUCAUGGCAUCUAAGCUUUCUAUAGCCAUUCGAGAAGGACAACAGUCCUUCCAUUUAUCAUAACAAAGGCUCCUUGAGGGGAACGAGGGGUGACUGUCGUACCAAGAUGGAAGCUAGGUCUCUGUAAUUGGAGAGAACAAUUUCUUUGACUUAUCGCACCUAGAUGGACUCUAGGUCUUCUGUAAUCAUACAAGGAAUUCAAUGAGGUAAUGAUCUCUAUGAAGAUCGCACUAAGAUUGAUGCGCUUCUCUGUAGUCAUAUGAAGGAUUCAAUAAGGGAAUGACCUUCGACUAUCACACCAAGAUAGGUGCUAGGUCUUCUGUUACCGUAAAAAGGAUUCAAUAAGGGAAGGAUCAUUGUGACUAGCACACCGAGAUGACGCUGGGUCUUCUGUAAUUGGACAAAGGAUUUAAUAAGGAAAGGCUCUCUGCGACUAUCGCAUCAAGAUGACGCUAGGUUCUUCUGUAAUUGGACAAAGGAUUCAAUAAGGAAAGGCUCUCUGCGACUAUCACAUCAAGAUGACGCUAGGUUCUUCUGUAAUUGGACAAAGGAUUCAAUAAGGAAAGGCUCUCUGCGACUAUCGCAUCAAGAUGACGCUAGGUUCUUCUGUAAUUGGACAAAGGAUUCAAUAAGGGAAGGCUCUCUGCGACUAUCACAUCAAGAUGACGCUAGGUUCUUCUGUAAUUGGACAAAGGAUUCAAUAAGGAAAGGCUCUCUGCGACUAUCACAUCAAGAUGACGCUAGGUUCUUCUGUAAUUGGACAAAGGAUUCAAUAAGGGAAGGCUCUUUGUGACUAUCACACCGAGUUGACACUGGGACUUAAUCUGUAAUUGGACAAAGGAUUUAAUAAGGGAAGGAUAACACGUCUUUUGCACCAAGAUGGGUGUCAAGUCUUCUGUAAUCAUUCAAGGAGAACAAGCGAAGGAUCUCUGUGACUUGCACACUAAGACGGGUGCUGCAGUAGGUCUGCUGUUACAAUUCAAAGCGAAUAUUGUUCCUUUGUCCUGCAAAGGACCUAACAAUUGGAGGAUCUGCCGAACUAUCACCAAGGUGGCUCCUAGGCUUCUGAAAUCAAAGAUAACAUUCCUUCCAGUAACAGACCCUUUAAGAGGGCGUCUUCGACUAUCGCACGAAGAUUGCUGUCUAGCAUUCUGUAGUUAUUUUCCAGGACACUGUCCCACUCAUUACAAAGCUCCUGGUAGGAUCCAUGUGGAGCUACUUGACCUAAUGUGGAGCCAGGGAAAUAACAGCUGAGACGAGGAUCCAGCACCAGAGAAACCUCAUUAUUAAUGAGAAAAGAUAAAUAUCACCAACGAUUUUAAUUACCGGUAUUGACAUACAGAGCAAGCCAGAUGUAUGCUUUUCUCAGAAUAGAAACAUGUUCCCACAAACCAUAUAGAUAUCUGAACGUAACGUCGGAUUUAUUCCUCCAUUCAUUUCUUUGUAUGGUGUAUUCGUUCCAUGCAUCCCUUUAACAAAUGGGACAUGCCAUCAUUAAGUAGAUGUACAGUACAGUAUGUUACAAGAAUUGCCAGAGACUGGAUUUCUGCAUCCAUGCUAGAGCAGAGUUUAUAUUGGCUCAUAAUACAGGAAAUAUUACUUUCCUGAUGACCCUCAAGCUACUACUGUAUUAUCACAUGUAACAUUGCAAUCAACGCUCAUUGGAGUUAGUCUUCAGAAACUGAGAACUUAUUAUGAUGUUAUAGGAAUACUUGCUCUGACAUUUGUAGGUUGAUCUAUGUUUCUUUUUUCCCCCUUACUAUUUAAAGACACAUCUGGAUCCAGGGGAUAGUUUGUCAUUCCUAGAAUGCCUUAGCUGGGUAGUAAUGUGCAGCACUUAGAAACAUUUGGAUUAACCACUAUGUAAAUCGCAUAUGAUUAUUAUGAUUUCUGUUUUGCAUAUUAAGGUCUUAUUCAUUUAAAGCAAAAUAUGUAUAUUAUUACACCAAAGAUUCAAUUUGCAAUGUAACUCUCGCGCACUCAAACUAGUUCACAUUAUUUCUAUUAUCGUGUACGAAGCUUGGGUGCUUCAGUUUUUCAUGUAAAGUGGUAUAAGCCUCCAUUGUGUAUGAAACACUUCCAACAUUAGAAAAUUUGACUCCUAUUUUUAAGGCUUGACCAAGCCUGUAUGGAUAAUCAAACUGAAUUUACAGGUAAUUAUGCCCAAGUCCAAUCUCCUGGUACCACAGGGCCCCAUCUUACAAAGAGUUACGAUUGAUCCAAUCAAUCUCAACUCUAUGGAAAUCCAUUCAUACCAUAAUUUUUCUACAGGAAAUUUGGGCAAUUUCCUUUACAAACAAAGAGAAUCACACUGAAUCUUCAAGCGAAUGAUGAAUGUAUGAAUGCAUGUCAUAUCUAGAAAAUGUUUUGACAAAAUUUGCGUUUUAGAUGUUGACGUUGCUGGCCGGCCAUAGUUGUGGUUGAUCGGAUCAAUCGCAACUCUUUGUAAGUCUGGGACCUGUAACACAUUAGCUUAUUGAUUGAACAGUUGGUUUGUACAAUUGAUUGCAAAUAACGGUCGAUGUCAUCAAUCAUAAAUAUCAGACCUCGGAUCAAGUACUAAAAUAUCUGCAGGGCAAUAUUUUACUUUUUGAAUUUGAUUAGCAUUUCUGGUUGUAAGAGAAAAAGCUUUCAACUGUGUUCUGUACAGUCCUAUGUAAAAAAAAAAAAAAAAAUGCUGCCUAAAAGAAAUAUUGUGUAGCAGUCAUAAAAAAAUGAGCAAAUUGCGAAGUGAUGCCAGGAAAAUGAUUCCCUGAUGUAUGCUGGGGACGAAACCAUUUGACUGUAUUACCCACUCGUAACGUCCAUGCAGUUUAAGAUCAUUUGGAUCUGUAGGUUGCAGAGCUCAUUGAAGAUAAAGGCACAGAAUAUGAUUAUUGCCUAAAAGAAAUGUGUCAAAAAUAUAAAUGUGGAGCGAACUGCGAAAAUUAUUCCCUAACGCAUUAUGGGGCUCGGAAACCAUUUAGACUUCAUUCCUCACUCCUCAUAACGCCCAUGCAAGUUGAGAUUGUUUGUAAGAUAGGCUGCUGAGCCCUUUGAAGAUAACAGCAGCAAAAGAAAACCCAACUACCCUGUUUCACAAAACUUGUUAUCAACUGUAAGUUAGCAGUUACUGUUUUAAGCUCCUGAAAUACUGGAAUUUGAUUGGUCUGAAGCAAGUUUGUCUCAUACAUGUAUAUUUUAUAACAAAUAAAAUGACCAGGGUCGAGUUAACGCUGUUUCAUGUAGGUAUAAGAUUGUCCUGGGGCCCGUUUCAUAAAGGACUUUGCAACUGUUGUAACUUUGCCAUAAUGGCAACUACAUGUACCAUGGUAACAGGGCUCAGCAGCCAAUCAGAAUCAAGGUUUCCAUGGUAGUUGCCAUUAUGACAAAAGUUACAACAGUUGUAACUCUGUAUGAAAUGGGCCCCUGAUCCCUUGUGUUUGCAUAUUAAUGUUCUUUUCAAGAAAUUUGGUUAAUAUAAAGAUUGAAAGUGUUGAAGGAAAAACAAAAAGGGAUGAUUCCGUCUUACAGUUUAUGUAGUCACAGAGGAAAUUUGCAAUUCAUUCGCACUUCAAGAAAAUAAAAGCGUAUUGAUCUUUUGUAUUCACUUUCAAUGUCACAGACUUCAGUUCACACGUACACAUCAUAUGAGGUACUAGUAUUUUCCACUUUGCAAGUCAAAUAUUGUUUUUUAAGUUGAUCAUUAUAUUGUUUUGUGAAGAGUACUUCUCAGUGUCCUUGCUCAUUUUAUAGUUUAGAUAUUGGUCACAGAGAGAAAGACGUAUAACACAAUUGCUUUCAAAGAUUUAGGGAUUGUUUUAUUCAUUACAGAAAAGUAUAUGUAAGCCCAAAGCUUAGUGAAAAUGGUUUAGAGAUCUUUUGCUCAGUCUUGAGUUUGUUUUCAUCUCUGUACAAUGUCUUUGUUUUUAUUAUGUUCCCAAAAGAGUCGACUUAGGCAAAGUUACUUGUAUAUAUACAAAACACAAUAGAGAUCUGAUAAACAGGUCAGUAGUCCUGCCAAUGCAAGCCAACAUUUGUUCAAUACAAUAAUAGAACUGACAAAGUGUAUGGGAUAUAUACUUUUUUUUUACAAGAAUUUUUGGAUAUUAAGAUAACUGUUCAGCUAUACGGAUGUUUGAAUGUUUAAACUUUAAACAUAGUAUGGUUUUGUUCCAAACAACUAUAAAUGGUAGUUAACAAAUUUACGGGGAUCUAAUAUCCAAAGCGCAGACAAAACCAGGGAGGAUUGUCGAUUAUUAUACUGAAAUUUUAGAUAUUAUAGUGAGAAUAUUUGAGCAUUCAUCCUUGUAUAUGUUUCCUCAAUAUUUAUAUGAUCCAUAAUUAUCAAAAUGCGUAGACUAUACUGGAUGAACGGAGGAAAAAAUGGUAGAUUGAUAAAAAGAAAGAAUUACUAUGCCGUAAAUUUCUCAUGUCCAUUGCAUGGACGUAGAUAGACGACGUCAUACCAUUCAAAUAGGGGAACGGCUUUGCAACAAAAUUGAAGUCCAUGAUAAAUUGGUCACAUACAUGUACACAUGCAUGCCUUAUUUUAUGUUUUUCAUAUGCCAGCUCUCCCUCAUGAAUUUGAUGUAGAAAUCCCCCGAUGCUCAUCAGAUACAUGUAGUUGGAAUUAGAGAAUGAUACACGAUAUUCUGAAGACAAUGUGGGGCUAACAAACACUAUACAUGCAGCAUGCUAUAUACAAUAGACACUCUAUUUAUGUUUGAAAGAAAAUUAUCAUUCUAAUUUGAUUUAAGAAUGCUUGCAGUAUUUCUGUAGAACCAUUAACUUGUUCUUUUCUUGCAUAUUUACAUUUCGGUUCUAAAUCUCGUGUAUAAAUAUGAUGGAUGAAAAUAAUAUGAAAGAAAUAUUAACUAUUUCCCUUGAAGCAUAUGAGAAAUAGCAGUGUAAGAAAUUGUAUGAGAGAAAUACAUUAAUAAUGAUAUAUAUACAUUGAUGUACAUGUAAUGUGAUACAUACAUUGGUAUGUACACUGAUAUACAUGUAGAUAAAAAAAUCAUUAAUGUAUUAUAUUGAAAAUACUUUUUGAGAAUGAUUGAUGUACACUUUUCCUGUCACUAUGUAAUGUAAGGUGUAAAGUUUUGAUGCAAUGACGUAAAAAGAAGUAUGAUUUCCUCUUCUCCUUCUCUCUCUGUUAUUCAUGUGUGAUUGUGGGUGGACUUUAUUUUGGGUUCAUCUAAACCGAAAGUGUAAAUUACAUGAAAGAUUUAAUUUUCUUUUCUUUUUUGCUAGAUUUUUUCUUUCUUUUUCUUGGAUUUUUAUUAAUGAUUUCUGUAAUAUGUAAAGAUGCCGUGUAGUCUAAAAUAUGAGAAACAAAAUGCACUUCGAUGGGUUCAAUAAAAAAUGAAAAAUAUGACCAAGUUAAA